UCGGACACAUUUCAGUGUUACACAAGAUGUGUUCACGUUUCGAAAACAUUGAAGAACCACAGGAAGAACGUUAUUCUGCCUGCCGUUUCAAAUAGUUUACGAAAAAGGUGUCUACAUUUGAUAGAAAGCAUUACUUGAUAUACAUCAUAACCUAAAACAUGCCUGUGGGUAGUAAAAAGGGAAGCGUUAUAUUUUCAGGCUUCAGAGCAUUGGGACUGUAUUCGAAUCACCUCUCACACGUGGUACGGUACCACAAGAAACAUCGAGAAUUCUACAUUGUAACAGCCGUGGGAAACUGUUUCCACACGUACAAUGUCAAGAAACUUGGAAUCGUUGCUGUCAGUAAUGCACUUCCAGAGGACAUAUCAUACCUAGCAGCUGAUCGGAUGCUGGUCUAUGUUGCAACUGGUAAAAAAGUAUCAGCGUUUGCCAGGAACAAAGAGGUUGUUCACAUGUACACCGGCCAUGGAGCUGAUGUUCACCUCCUGCUGCCUUUUGGGGAUCACAUCAUUUCUGUAGACCGGGGCAAUGCUGUCAUUGUUUGGGACGUGGAGUCAGAGGAGGAGUACCUGCAGAUAACAUUUGACAAAGUGUCAUUUGAAGUGUCUGCCAUAAUGCACCCAAGCACUUACCUGAACAAGAUCCUGUUUGGGAGUAGCCAAGGAGGUCUCCAGCUCUGGAAUGUCAAAUCGAACAAGCUUCUGUACACCUUCACUGGAUGGCCAUCAGGAGUUACAGUGCUUCAGCAGACCCCAGCUGUGGACGUUGUGGGUGUUGGCCUAUCAUCGGGUCAGAUCAUCAUCCACAACAUCAAGUUUGAUGAGUCACUGAUGAAGUUCCAGCAAGACUGGGGCCCAGUCACUUCCCUUUCCUUCAGAACAGAUGGCCAUCCAGUAAUGGCGGCUGGUAGUCCUGUUGGACAUAUUGGGCUGUGGGAUCUGGAGGAGAAGAAGCUUGUUUGUCAGAUGAGAGAUGCCCACAACACAGCUAUCGCUGGAUUGACAUUCCUCCAUGGCGAACCUCUUCUCAUCACCAAUGGGGCUGAUAACGGCAUUCGGGUGUGGAUCUUUGACACGGCGGGCGGAGGAGGCCGUCUACUCAGGAGUCGUCUGGGACACAGCGCCCCGCCCACUAAGGUCCAGCACCACGGCCUGAACGGACAUCACAUUCUCAGUGCUGGUCAAGAUGGUACUCUGCAGUCGUUCUCCACUGUUCAUGAGAGAUUCAACAGGAGUUUAGGACAUGGUUCCAUCAACAAGAAGAAAUCCAAAAAGAAAAGCUUGAGGUAUGACAAACUAAAGCUUCCUGCCAUCACCACUUUCGCCUCAGAGAGUGCCCGUCAGAGUGAUUGGGACAGUAUAGUGGCGUGUCAUCGAGGGUACCUCAUGACGACCACCUGGAACUAUCAGAAGGGCAGCAUGGGAGCACACAAGCUGGAGCCCGAACGCUUCAACAAGAACCGCGCUCUCAGCGUCCAUGCUACGGCGGUUGAUAUCACGUCAUGUGGUAACUUCGUGGUGGUAGGACUCUCAUCUGGACAUAUUGACGUUUACAACAUGCAGUCUGGCAUGCAUAGAGGUCAAUAUGGAGAGGAUGAAGCUCACAGGGGGGCGGUGCGCGGCGUGUCGGUGGAUGGACUCAACCAGCUGACCGUGAGUGCCGGAGCUGACAAACUGGUCCACAUCUGGAAGUUCAAAUCUAGGAAGCUGGUCCACUCCAUUGACCUGGGCACCACGCCCGUCACCACACACCUGCACCGGGACAGUGGUAUGUUGGCCGUAGCGCUGGACGACUUCACGCUCAAUGUUCUGGACAUGGAGACCAAGAGGAUUGUCCGCAAGUUCUCUGGCCAUCGAGGACAGGUCAAUGACAUGGCUUUCAGUCCAGACGGUCGCUGGUUGAUAACGGCAGCCAUGGACUGUACUAUCAGGACAUGGGACCUUCCCUCCGGCUGCCUGGUAGACUGCUUCUUGGUUGACUUUGCUGCAGUCAGUCUGACCAUGUCACCCACAGGGGACUUUCUAGCCUCCUCCCAUGUCGACAACCUGGGGAUCUACUUAUGGUCCAACAACACGCUGUGCGGUAUGGUGUCGUUGCGUCCCCUGCCUGCAGAUUACGAGCCCACCGUGAUCAUGCUGCCAGGAACCUGUCCCGGCCAAGAUGAAGAGGGAGAGGGAGAUGCUGAUCUCAACACUGAGAUGAUAGAGUAUGAGUCUCCUGAGCAACUGGACGAGCAGCUGGUCACCCUCUCUAUGCUUGCCGACUCUCGCUGGAAGAACCUUCUGCACCUCGACAUCAUCAAGAAACGGAACAAACCCAAGGAGCCCCCCAAGGUUCCAAAGGCUGCCCCCUUCUUUAUGCCCACCAUCCCAGGACUAAUACCACAGUUCGCCCCCUCUGAAGACUCCAACCAGGGGGAACAGUCAAAGAUUGUGAAUUUUGGAGUCCUGGCACAGAAGUCCCAUUUCUACCAACAGCUAGAAUCUGCUAUGCUCAGCAACAAAUAUAAUGGCCCUGUGGGGAUGCUGAAAGAGAUGGGUCCGUCUGGAAUUGAUGCUGAGCUCCGAGGCCUAGCCCCUGAUAUGGGUGGAGAUGUCUCCGUCUUACAAGGUUUCCUGAAGAUGGUGGCUAGCAUGCUGGACUCCAAGAGAGACUUUGAUUUGGCACAGGCCUACCUGGCUCUCUUCCUAAAGCUACAUCUUAGACUGAUCUCCCAGGAACCAGGGCUGAUGGAGGAGGCAUCUAAAGUAUCAGAGAAACUGGAGGAGACGUGGACAUCCAUGCAGACACUUUUCAAUCAGAGCCUGUGUUUGCUGUCAUACACCAAGAGUGCACUGCUUUGAAGUGGACCUCUCCCAAUGUCGUUUUUCACCAUAACUUUUAUGUUUAAAUCUCUAUACAGUAUUCUCGGCGCAAGUAUCACAGUUGAUGCAAGACAAAUUGGUCACAUUUUACGUGAAGUGCUCUCAUGCUUUUGUAAUGGUCUAACAAAAUAUGAAGUUCAAUGAAACCACGGUUGACCGAAACCUGAUGUAACCGUUUAAAAUAAACAACAUGAUUGUUA
Messenger RNA from Salmo salar (Atlantic salmon), 3064 nucleotides. Its product is annotated as WD repeat-containing protein 36. Lineage: Eukaryota; Metazoa; Chordata; Actinopteri; Salmoniformes; Salmonidae. The record is from RefSeq and is a predicted model, not a curated record. Gene Ontology annotation, molecular function: protein binding. Gene Ontology annotation, cellular component: small-subunit processome; Pwp2p-containing subcomplex of 90S preribosome. Gene Ontology annotation, biological process: rRNA processing.